Messenger RNA from Sphaeroforma arctica JP610, 354 nucleotides. RefSeq lists its product as hypothetical. NCBI's taxonomy places the organism in Eukaryota, Ichthyosporea, Ichthyophonida. The record is from RefSeq and is a predicted model, not a curated record. The coding region runs from base 1 to 354 and encodes 117 amino acids. The transcript is spliced from 2 exons.
AUGGGUCAUAAAGUCGCGAAAGUAUUGAGUGGGCCAGCGAGGAAUGCCAAGACAUGUAAGCGGUUUCACGGUUUGGGCAUAUCGGCGUCAGUUGGGAUUAAUUCCGUGUUGGACAGCUGGGUGGCUAGGUUUUCCAGACCCACGACCAGGCUGGGUUCCACGAGGGCUUGGCGUUUGGUGGCUUGCAAGGCUCAAUCGGUGAGGUACGAGUCGUCUACUUCUCUACCACAUAGCGACGGAUGCCAAAGACGUGUAAGCGGUUUCACGGGUUUGGCAGGAGUCGUGCCCUACCACCAGGAGAUAAUUAUCAACAAGGAGAUCAGCUCCUUCCUGUCUUUGGGCCUAGUGCCGUGA